AUGGCCUCUGCGGCGUUAUUGGAGUGUAGUUCCAGCAAUGAUGUUCUAGCAGAGGGAAUGAUAGACCUCCUGAAGCCCGCUAUUCAGCAGUUAGACCUUCACGUCCAUUCUGUCAGAGAAAGUCAAGUGGAUCUAAGAGAACACAUAGACAAUUUAGCCACAGAGCUGUGUCGAAUAAAUGAGCAUCAGAGGGUGGCUCUGGACUUGGACCCUUAUGUGAAAAAGCUGCUCAAUGCGAGGAGAAGAGUAGUUUUAGUGAACAACAUCCUCCAGAACGCCCAGGAACGUCUACGGAGACUCAACCACAAUGUUGCCAAAGAGACAGCGCGCAGAAAGACUAUGUUGGAGUCAUCUGGGGUGUUUGCCUCACGCGCUCCGAGUUUACCCUGA
Knipowitschia caucasica is the source of this 390-nucleotide messenger RNA. Lineage: Eukaryota; Metazoa; Chordata; Actinopteri; Gobiiformes; Gobiidae. The record is from the annotation of a GenBank genome assembly.